Messenger RNA from Iphiclides podalirius (scarce swallowtail), 255 nucleotides. Lineage: Eukaryota; Metazoa; Arthropoda; Insecta; Lepidoptera; Papilionidae. The record is from the annotation of a GenBank genome assembly.
AUGCAACAGACACCAUUAACGACAGAGGUGUUGAGAAAAAAGCGGUCGCACAAAGAGAACCUGUCCGUGUCCCUCAAUCGGUGCAGCAGAUGCCAUUGUGUGCCCCGCUGCGGCUUUGUGAGCGUCCCAGUUUCACCCCAGUUGCGGGCGAACGGUGAGUGGGCCGGUCGUUUGGACGCUCUCCCCUUUGAAGGCGUGCUAACGUGGCCCUUUGUAAAGCCACGUCGCGUCGGUGAGCGGGACGACGCGGUGAGC